UCCUCUUUCAAACAACAAGAUCUAACGGUUGAGAUUUCAGUCUUCCUUUGACCCUUACAACAAGCUCGAUUUUCGAACCACUAUAUAACCACUUCACCCUUCUCUCUCGCAUCACAUCCCAUCCCAUUUCUUCUUCUUCUUCUUCUUUGCCUCCUUUGAGUUUUUCUCUGAUCUCUCUCUGUAACAAACACAAUACAACACAACAAUGUCCGCUGAAAAAGAGAGAGAGACCCAAGUUUACUUGGCCAAGCUUUCUGAACAAGCUGAAAGAUAUGAAGAAAUGGUUGAAUGCAUGAAGAAAGUGGCAAAACUUGAUGUUGAACUAACUGUGGAAGAGAGGAACCUCCUCUCAGUUGGAUAUAAAAACGUCAUUGGUGCACGAAGAGCUUCAUGGCGCAUUAUGUCCUCAAUUGAGCAGAAAGAGGAGUCUAAGGGUAAUGAACACAAUGUUAAAAUGAUCAAGAGUUACUGCCAAAAGGUUGAGGAGGAACUCUCCAAAAUCUGUGGUGACAUUCUGACAAUUAUUGACCAGCAUCUGGUUCCUGCUUCCACCUCGGCAGAAGCUAAUGUUUUCUAUCAUAAGAUGAAAGGUGAUUAUUUCCGGUAUCUUGCUGAGUUCAAGACUGACCAAGAAAGAAAAGAGGCUGCUGAGCAGUCACUGAAAGGAUACGAGGCUGCUUCCGCCACUGCAAACACUGAUCUUCCAUCAACACAUCCAAUCCGUCUUGGACUUGCACUCAACUUCUCUGUCUUUUAUUAUGAGAUUAUGAACUCUCCUGAAAGGGCCUGCCAUUUGGCCAAACAAGCUUUUGAUGAGGCGAUUGCAGAGUUGGAUACCUUGAGUGAAGAGUCAUACAAGGACAGCACUUUGAUCAUGCAGUUGUUAAGAGACAACCUGACUCUCUGGACCUCUGAUUUACCAGAGGAUGGAGGUGAGGAGACCAUAAAAGCUGAAGAAGCCAAACCUGCUGAGGCUGAGCAUUGAUAAUAUUUCAUUGGAUCUCUGGCCCCAAUUCGGUAGUGAUGUAUCUAAGAUACUCAGUGAAGAGGGGAUUUUUAAGCUUUUCUUGCUAUGGAUUUGGACUAGACAAGGUGGAAUUUGGCCACUUCAUAGCUCUCGUACCCUUAGUUAUCCAACCGAAGCCGGAAGAUCUGCACCUGCCUUUGUGUUGUUUUUUUUUUUUACCUUCAAACUUAUUUAUUUCUAUUGCCGUAUCUGUUUUUAAGUAAAGUGAUCAGUUGUAGCAAUGAACAAUUCAUAUUGACCUUUUAAAUUUUUCUGCAUUCAUCAAGUAUGAAUUGGUUCUUCUGAUUAAAA
Molecule: messenger RNA, 1318 nt
Organism: Medicago truncatula (barrel medic)
Lineage: Eukaryota; Viridiplantae; Streptophyta; Magnoliopsida; Fabales; Fabaceae
Product: 14-3-3-like protein GF14 iota
Exons: 7
Coding region: 206-985 (259 amino acids)
Source: RefSeq, a predicted model, not a curated record